Fonsecaea erecta is the source of this 2394-nucleotide messenger RNA. RefSeq names its product calcium/proton exchanger. Gene Ontology annotation, cellular component: fungal-type vacuole membrane. The record is from RefSeq and is a predicted model, not a curated record. The transcript has 2 exons. Gene Ontology annotation, molecular function: calcium:proton antiporter activity. Bases 1 to 2394 code for a protein of 797 amino acids. Gene Ontology annotation, biological process: intracellular calcium ion homeostasis; calcium ion transmembrane transport. Lineage: Eukaryota; Fungi; Ascomycota; Eurotiomycetes; Chaetothyriales; Herpotrichiellaceae.
AUGGUCGACUCCGCCGACGAGCCUCCGCUGUCAAGUCGUCUAAUCUCAUGGGCUAAGACCAAGACUCCCUCGGCGUCAUCCUCUCCUACUCCUCAUCAGAACCCCCCGGACCCUUCGGACCAAUCUCCUCCCGGGCGACAUCGUCCAGACACUCGCCGACAAGAUGCUGGGAGUAGCGCCUCUGCAGCUGGUCCUGCAACAACCACAGAGCGUUCGACUGCUGGAAGAUCGGAUAAAGAGCAACAAAAUCCAUCAAUUGUGGACGAGAAAGGAGAUGGAACGCAAUCUUCCUCCCUAGGAAAUCCGGCUCCCAAGGACAAAGCGCCCUUGGUCAAUCGUUUCUUCCGCGAUGUCAAGCGCAUCCUCUUCUCCAGCUGGGUCAAUUGGCUGCUUGCCUUUGUCCCAGUUGGCAUCAUAUUGGGGAUUAUCGUCGACUGGAUGGACAGCCGGGUUGUCAGCCCAAGCGCUGUAUUUGCCAUCAACGCAGUCGCCAUUAUUCCCCUGGCCUCCCUUCUGUCGUAUGCAACCGAGAGUGUCGCCAUUAAACUAGGCGACACCAUUGGUGCUCUUCUGAACGUUACCUUCGGAAAUGCCGUUGAGUUGAUCAUCUUCAUCAUUGCUCUAGCAGCAAAAGAAGUGCGCGUGGUCCAGGCCGCCGCCCUAGGUUCGAUCUUGUCCAAUUUGCUGUUGAUCUUGGGCAUGUGCUUCGUUGCCGGUGGUCUUCGAUUCCGGGAACAACUGUACAAUUCAACCGUGUCUCAAAUGAGCGCAUGCCUGUUGUGUCUGAGCGUCAUCAGUCUCCUCUUGCCGACAGCGUUUCAUGCUUCCUUUUCGAGCACUGUCACGGCGGACCACGUGGUGUUGAAGGUCUCAAGGGGCACCAGCGUGGUGCUCUUGUUGGUCUACCUCCUUUACCUCCUGUUCUCGCUUAAAUCCCACUCCUUCAUGUACCAGAGUACCCCUCAACAUCUAAUUGACGAGGAGUCGCAUCCGGGAGUCCUCGCCGACAUACUCAACUCCAGUUCCUCGAGUGACUCAUCGAGCUCAAGCGACAGCGACACAGAUUCCAGUUCUAACUCGAACACGACGACCAAACGCAUCAAACGCGCACUCCGCCGCAAGCGGCGCAAGUCAACUUCAAGCACCAAGGACAACGCCUCUGUUGUGACAUUCACCAGAAGUUCAUCCAUGCUCACUGGCCCCGGCGGCUCGAUGAUCCAGGCUACAUCUCUCACUUCGGCGGAGCUGGAGCCCGUCUUUAGUGGCGACGAGGCUGACAUCGACGGAGAAGGAAGGACAACUCGCCAUCGCACUCGCACACACACUGUUCACUCACGCGACUUUGAAACCAUUCAGACCGAUCAAACCUCAGAGAAAUCCAGGAGACGCCACCGAAAGUCCAAGAAGUCCAAACGCGCCAAGAAGGACAAAGACAAAGGGAAGAAUAGGGAAUCAGAAAAAGAAAAGGAGCCCAUUGCUGAGACGGUGACUUAUGAGAGCACCCUAUCGACUGCGGACACGCUAAAACCACAAGUUGGAUUUGCCUCGGACAUCCAAGAGAUCCCUAACGAUGGCAAUGUGAAGCGAUCGUUCAAUAUUCGCAACAUCUCCGAAGCUGUAAAGCCUGCAUUCACCUCUGCCAAUUUCCCUCACCACCAAGCCACCGGUAGGCCUCUCGCAAUCCCUAUUCGUCCCACUUCGCAGCCGCGAGCUGGCCCUCGGCCCGUGCGUCGAACUGCUUCAAUGCCGGAUAUUCUUCGUCCUACGAUUUCGAACAACCGCUUAGUGCCUACGAUAUCUGCACCGGCUCAGCAUGAUGCACCGUCAUUAGACAGUACUGCUGAGGUUCAAGCGGAUGAUGUCGUGGAGCCUCAGACGCACUUAUCCCGCACCUCUGCUAUCGUCCUGCUUCUGGCGACCACAGGGCUUGUCGCUUUAUGUGCCGAGUUCUUGGUAGGUAGCAUUGAUUAUCUGAUCGCCAACAGCGGUGUCAGCCAAGCCUUUAUUGGUCUGAUCAUUCUUCCCAUUGUCGGCAAUGCUGCAGAGCACGUGACAGCUGUGACUGUUGCCGCCAAAAACAAGAUGGACCUCGCGAUCAAUAUUGCUUUGGGCAGCAGUAUCCAGAUUGCACUCUUUGUCACUCCUCUGAUGGUCAUUCUGGGGUGGAUCAUCAAGACAGAUAUGAGUCUGUAUUUCAGCCUUUUCGAAACCGUCAGCUUGUUCGCCAGUGCCUUUAUUGUCAGCUUCCUCAUGAUCGAUGGCCGCAGCAAUUACCUGGAGGGAGCGUUGCUCAUUGCAGCAUACGUUAUCAUUGCUGUUGCUGCCUUCUUCUAUCCCACGUGUGAUUUGAGCUCGGCGAGCGGUCCCCUCGACGGCACUAAUCCUGUGUGCUAA